ACUCUCUCCCUUCUUUCCCCUCUCGCACGGUCACGCCAAGGACGCCUCUACUCUCCAGAGCCCUCUUUGCCGUGCUUCUUCUCUCUGCAGCGAUCGGCGAGGGCAGCGAUGGCGUGGGCGACGCGGUUCCUGGCGGCGGUGUGCUUCUUCGCGGCGGGCGUCCUCUACGCCCCCGACGGCCUCCUCGGCGCCCGCUCCGGCUCCGGCGCCGGCGCCGCCGUCACGGCCGCCAAGGUCGCCCACCUCCUCUGCUUCGCCACCUCCUGGGGCGCCGCGCUCUGGGCCACCUUCAUCGGCGGCAUCAUCAUGUUCAAGAAUCUGCCGAGGCACCAGUUUGGGAACCUGCAGGGGAAGAUGUUCCCGGCCUACUUCACGCUCAUCUCCGCCUGCGCUGCCAUCUCUGUCGCCGCCUUCGCCUACCUCCACCCGUGGAAGGCCGCGUCCACCGUCGAGCGCUACCAGCUCGGGUUCCUCAUCUCCGCGCUCGGCUUCGACCUCUCCAAUCUGCUGGUCUUCACCCCCAUGACCAUCGAGAUGAUGAAGAAGAGGCACAAGAUCGAGAGAGAACUUAGCAUUGGUGAUGAAGUUGGAUGGUCAAAGAACGUGAAGACUGCAAAAAGCAACCCUGCCCUCGCUGCGAUGAAUAAGAAGUUUGGGAUGAUCCAUGGGCUCUCAUCGCUGGCCAACAUCAUGUCAUUCGGCAGCCUGGCCAUGCACUCCUGGUAUCUGGCCAGCAAGCUUCAGCUUUGAAGUGUACAAUCACCCGUCUUCACCAUGACUCGGUUGAAUCUGGCCGCAUCUCAGUGUGUCUACAGUUCAUUCUAAAAAAAAUGGAUUUGCGUUAUGAGCCUGCAAACAGAUUUAACUGUAUCGUGACUCAAAGUCACUCGACGUUGGAUCAUUGUGCUUGAAAAACCUACAGAACGCAUGUAAUUGUCUCCAGUUUAUUAGGAGUAUAGAAAAUUUGUGACUCUGGUCUGUGCUCUCUCUAUAGUCUAUAGUACAGAAUGCAAUAGCCAGUUCUAUUAGUUGCUUCAUAUGACAUGGUUAUAGUUUCAGCUUCCGUUUGAGCUUGAAAAGAAGACAUUUCUUACUA
Messenger RNA from Brachypodium distachyon (stiff brome), 1096 nucleotides. RefSeq names its product transmembrane protein 205. The record is from RefSeq and is a predicted model, not a curated record. The transcript is spliced from 3 exons. NCBI's taxonomy places the organism in Eukaryota, Viridiplantae, Streptophyta, Magnoliopsida, Poales, Poaceae. Bases 109 to 750 code for a protein of 213 amino acids.